UUAUAUAAUCACAGAAGUUUUGACACUAUAUUAUCUUUUGAAUUUGACCUGAUAUCUUCGAAAAAUUAUUUUUUAUUUUAUUCUUUUUAUCACGUUAUAUAUCUUCAAUUUAGUAUGAGACUCGUUUCGAUAUGUACGACAUCUACCGGAUAUAUUAAAGAAUUACUUCAUGAUUGUAUAUGAAACUGUGAUCAUUUACAAAAACUUGUUUAACCAAGUAUGAAUAAAGUAUCAAUCAUGAAUUUUGCAAUCGGUAUAUAGUCAACUGAUAAUGAAAUGCAAGCAAGAAAAUCUCUUGAAUUAACACUAGCUAUACUUAAACCACAUGUUGUUAAAUGCCCUUUCGUGCUUCAGGACUUGCACUUUUCAGAAAAUUCGUGACUUGAUAAUCGAAAAUAAUUUCAAAAUUGUUAGAACGCGCAGAACUAUCUUGACGACUGAAGAAGCAGCAUUGUUUUACUUUGAUCACAAAGAUAAGUUCUUUUACAAUCGUCUGUUAACUUUUAUGUGUAGUGGCCCAUCAGAUAUUCAUAUAUUAGCUGGUCAUGAUGCUAUUGUACGAUGGAGAGGAUUGAUGGGUCCUACUAAAACAUAUCAAGCUCAAUAUAUAGCACCAAAUAGUAUUCGAGGUAUGUUUGGUCUUUCGGACACUAGGAAUGCAACUCAUGGGUCGGAUUCUCCAGAAGCUGUGAAACGAGAAAUAGCAAUAUUUUUUGAAGACUUUGAUAUGAAACAGUGGUAUGAAAGAGAAGAAAUAUUUUAUAACUUAGAAAAACUACAAUUUGAUCCAAUAUCUUUUGUACAUAUUAUUGACAAAAGUUCUUUAGUUCCUACUAAAUGAUAAAACAUAAGAAGGGAAACAUGCAAAAUAGCUUUGCUAACAAGUAACGAAUUAAAUAAAAUCUAGUUAAAUGAAUUUAUAAAAUAAAAAUAUAACAGAGUCAUAAAUUAGAAUAGAUAUGUUGUAUAAUGUUAAAACAUGAGUAUAUAUUUUUUGGAAAAAUACAUAUAAUAUAUAUUUCAUUGUCA
Vespa crabro (European hornet) is the source of this 1029-nucleotide messenger RNA. RefSeq names its product nucleoside diphosphate kinase 6-like. Gene Ontology annotation, biological process: CTP biosynthetic process; UTP biosynthetic process; GTP biosynthetic process. Lineage: Eukaryota; Metazoa; Arthropoda; Insecta; Hymenoptera; Vespidae. The transcript is spliced from 3 exons. The record is from RefSeq and is a predicted model, not a curated record. Gene Ontology annotation, molecular function: nucleoside diphosphate kinase activity. The coding region runs from base 326 to 841 and encodes 171 amino acids.